UUCACGAACAUCGAGUGGCGGCACAUUAGAUCUAUAGAUAAUCCCGCGGACGCAUUGUCAAGAGGUCAACUACCUUACGCGUUUGCUCAGAAUCGCACAUGGUUUACAGGGCCACAUUGGCUAGCAGAGAGCGAAAAAAGGUGGCCAUUCGAAGAUUUACGAGUGAGUGAGAUACCGGAACUGAAAAAGAAUGUCUGUCUAACGGCAACUUUAGUUGAUAGUGGAAUACUCGAGAGAUAUUCUUCUUAUCAUAAAUUAUGCAGAAUAAUAGCGUAUUGCCUUCGAUUCAGGGUCAAUAAUAAAUACUUCGGUUCGAUAAAUUCGGAAGAGAUAGGUAAAGCCGAAAUACGAAUACUAAAGCUAUUGCAAAUUAGUCGAUUUUCCAACGAAAAUAAAGCACUGGAAAAAGGACAUCUGAUUAAUAAAGGUAGACUCGCUAAUUUGAAUCCGUUUUUAGAUACAGAUGGUUUAAUUCGUGUCGGGGGGCGACUUCAAUCUUCUAAUCUAACUUUCGCACAAAAACAUCCUAUCUUACUUCCGAGCAAACAUGGUUUAACUGAUAGUAUUAUUCGUGAAACUCACGAGAGGUAUCAUCAUCCUGGCAUACAAACUACAUUAUAUUUCAUUCGUCAAAAAUUUUGGUUACUAGACGGCAGAAAUCAGCGAGUAAUAGGAGAUUCAUUAUUUACAUUCGAGGAGUUAAACACAUUUGUGACCGAAGUCGAGGGUAUUGUGAACUCAAGGCCAAUCACAUAUAUUUCGUCCGAUCCAAAUGACUUACUCGUAUUAUCCCCGGCUCAAUACUUAAUCGGCAAACCUCUCAGUGCUCUUUCUGAGGGCGAUUUAUCACAUAUUCCAGUUAAUCGGCUAUCAGUCUGGCAACACAUUAACAAGGUCAGACAGGAUUUUUGGGCUCGUUGGAGCCUCGAAUAUUUAAAUGAGCUCCAAACACGGAGUAAAUGGAAGAAAGACGGAACAAAUCUCGAAGUGGGAACUGUGGCAGAAUCACACAAAUUCAUCCAGGCGACGAUGGAGUCGUACGAACUGCCACCAUCAAAACAAAAAACGGAGAAAUAA
Molecule: messenger RNA, 1077 nt
Organism: Linepithema humile (Argentine ant)
Lineage: Eukaryota; Metazoa; Arthropoda; Insecta; Hymenoptera; Formicidae
Source: RefSeq, a predicted model, not a curated record